This is a messenger RNA of Acipenser ruthenus (sterlet), 2004 nucleotides long. RefSeq names its product UAP56-interacting factor-like. The transcript has 9 exons. The record is from RefSeq and is a predicted model, not a curated record. NCBI's taxonomy places the organism in Eukaryota, Metazoa, Chordata, Actinopteri, Acipenseriformes, Acipenseridae. Bases 169 to 1167 code for a protein of 332 amino acids. Gene Ontology annotation, biological process: mRNA export from nucleus. Gene Ontology annotation, molecular function: mRNA binding.
UUUUUGCGCAUGCGCGGAGAGGUGCUGGGGCGGGUGGGCUCAAGAGUUACAGGGUUUGGACUGAGCUGAGAAAGUGGGGAGGCCUUAAUACUACUAGUAUUAUUAUUAUUAUUGCUGGUGCAACUGAAUUUAAUUAAAAAUAUACUUGAGAAAUAAAAAAAAUACGAUAUGAGAAGGAACGGGUUCAAGAGCGAAGACGGGCCGGGUUUCGCUCAUCAGCGGAACAGCAGUUCAGAGGGGCUGGAUAAAAUUGACAUGUCUCUGGAUGAUAUAAUCAGGCUGAACAAGAAGGAGCAGAGGAACGUCCAGCCGGCCCGGUUCUCCCAGGGCAAGCCCAGGAUGACCUGGAAACUCCAGCAGGGCUGGCGAGCGCCUCCAAUUCCAAGAACGGCGUGGCGCGGGACCCAGCAGCAGCAGCAGAGAGGCCUAGGGAUCAACAGGCUGGGAGUCCGAGGGAAGAAGCUGCUGCCUGCCGUGGGGAAGAGGCGUGCCCAGGGCAUCGGCACGUGGCUGGCUGCCAGAAAACCUGGAGCACUGCAGAAAGGAAUCAGCCCACUAAACAGACCCGGUUUCACUCAGAUGAGACCCCAUCCUGGGUUGCAGAGAAGGAUGCCCCCUUACAGACAGACUGAUGCACAGAGUAGGCAGCUGCCAGCUUUGGCAGGGCCUGUCGAGCUCAGGAGGAAUGUUUUGCCAGCCAGCGUCCCUAGUCCAGCAGCCCCACCACUAGCACCACAUCACCCCCCAGCUCGCCAGACCCAGAAGGAGUUGCGUCAGGCCACCUUCCUGUCCAGGAGAGGGCUCAAGGUUCAGACUCAUUUGCCGACGGUGCCAAGCCAGCCACCAAUGACCCAAAGAACGCGGCAAUGGCGCACAUCCACCACAGAUGGAGGCAUCCUGACUGUAUCCAUAGACAACCCAACUGCCAGAACGGUGCCACCAGACCCCCCCAGGCCGCGGAUCCUGCGCCCCCCAAUGCCUCCUGCCCCCCUGAAGCUGGAAGAUCUGGAGGAGAAGAAAGUCCCCAAAGGAGUGCCUCUGGAGUUUGACAUCAACAGCGUGGGGAAGCAGACGGCCCUGACCCUGAAUGAACGGUUUAAAAUCCUGAAGGAUCAGAGGACGGCUGUCGCUCAGACUAAAGGGAGUCGCUUUGUUACAGUGGGGUAAAGAGGUGCGCCAGCCAGCUUGAAUGAGGAGGCAGCCGUCCAGCCCCCACUGAAGUCAGCACCGAACCUGCAGGGAGCCGUUUCCCCUUCCUAAUUCAGGGACCUGAUACAGCAGAUGUGUUAUUUGUAACCCUUACUUACUUUGUACAAUGUUAAAAAGAGUAUGCCAGCUGGGAUUUCAUAUAGAGGUUAAUAAUGGUGCAAAAAAAAAAAAAAAGACUUUGAGAGAGGUGGAGACUCGCAGUGCCAGCAGAUCAGUCUUCUGUGUUUCAUCUUGGUGGGGGAAAAAAAGUGGGGAGUUAAUGUUGAAGAAACUUGUAUUUUUAUAUCUAUAUAAGUUUCUUCAAAAAAUAUUUCAUUUGCAUUUGAAAAAUAUAUAUAUAUAUAUUGAGGGAAUUGAAAAAACUAUUUUGUAUAAAGACCAAAACUAAUGCAGUGGAGCAUUUGCUUUUUAGUUCUGUUUUAAAAGUGACCCUCUGUGACCUUUUAGAAGAUGGGAGAGUCUGUGUCUCUUCAUCACUUCUCCCCUCUCGGUUCACACACCCGCACCCAGUUCUGCGACUCUUCUGAGACGAGCUGUGUCUGUUUGUGUUGGGCUGUCUGAUUGCCCGCACUGGGGAUGUUUGCCCCUGUGCUUGUUUAUCACAGUUGCAGUAAUUGCUGUAUGUGGUUUGCAUACACAGAAAUGCAGGGCAGCAGUUGUGUGUGUUCAUGCUUUCUUGUGUAGCUUUUAUGGGUUUUUUUGUAAAAAAAAAAAAAAAUGAAAAAAAAAAAUUCCAAGUGUUUAAUUCUGAAAAAAAAGCAUUUCAAACUUUUAUUAAAUAAAUGUUAAGUUUCA